GAGAGGAGAGGGAGAGGGCCAGCUAGGAAAGGCUAGGAAGAGUGGCUGGUAGCCUGGAAUCCCUUGAAGAGAGCUAGCAGAGGAAGCAUCUUCGAAGCUAAUGAACUAGAAAGAGUAGGGGAGACUGAGACUGACCGGUAGCCAGCUAGGCAGACGGACGCAUGCCCAGACAGACAGAAGGCUCUGGAGAACCUAUAGGUUCUUUUUCCCUUCUUUUUUUUUGAAAAGCAAGAUUUUGAUUUUUCAGUGGCGCCCAAGAGAGAAUGCUGGACUCUGCUACCUUCAGCUCAAGCUAAGAUUUCUCAGCUAGGGAAGAAAGAUCAGCCCAGUCCUGAGAGGGGGAGGGAAGCAAAAGCCCCUGCCUCCAACCCCCUUCCCUCCCCCGGACCAAAGUAGGGGGACAAACCCAGACCUUCCCUAACCAUCUGACUUCCUCCUUUCCUUUUUAGCAUGGUGGCUGUAUGGACAGUCUGACAGAACAGAGAUUGACAUCUCCCAAUCUGCCGGCCCCCCACCUGGAACACUACAGUGUUCUGCAUUGCACCAUGACCCUGGAUGUGCAAACUGUAGUCGUUUUUGCCGUUAUUGUAGUCCUCCUGCUUGUCAAUGUCAUACUCAUGUUUUUCUUGGGAACGCGCUGA
Molecule: messenger RNA, 641 nt
Organism: Meriones unguiculatus (Mongolian gerbil)
Lineage: Eukaryota; Metazoa; Chordata; Mammalia; Rodentia; Muridae
Exons: 1
Coding region: 462-641 (59 amino acids)
Source: RefSeq, a predicted model, not a curated record